AUGGAAUUUGCAUCAGGGGCUGCGGUGGACGAGCAGAAGCCGUCGCUGUUCGAGCUGCUCUCGGAGCAGCAGCUGAACGGGCUUCUGCCGCCGACGCUGCGUUACCUGCUGACGGUGGCGACGCAGCGAUACCCACGGUACCUGCUGCGGGCGCUCAACUCGUUUGAUGAGCUGUACGCGGUGGCGAUGCUGGUAGUGGAGCACUACUAUCUGCGAACACGCGGCGGCACAUUUACGGAGCACUUUUACGGCCUGAAGCGGGAGCGAGCAGUGGAAGGCGGCGAUGGGACGGUGCUGCGAGCAGCGGCCGGGGCGCCGUCUGUGGUGCGGGAAGUGCUGCAGCUGGGCAGCUCUUCGGCCGCGAAGACGGCAAUGUCGGGAGACCUGUGGCGAAACCUAGCCGUUCUGGUGGGCGUGCCGUACAUCAAGCGCAAGCUGGACGAGGCGUACGAGGUGGACGCGCCUCGGGCGCGGUUGGGCGUGGCAUACCAGCAGCUGCCGACCAACGCGACGAUGCGUGAGCGGCUGCGACACGCGGCGCGCUGGUUUCUGCGCAACGUGUAUCCGAGCGUGCAUGCGGCCUACGGCUUUGCCACGCUGGCGUUCCAGUUGGCGUACCUGUUUGACGGCACGCCGUACGCGAGUCCGCUGCUGUGGUUGGCACGCACGCGUGUGCGGCGCAUGACCGGGGCUGACUACCGGGCCAUUGACGAGAUGGAGAGCGGGAAGUCGGCGACGGCAUCUGCGUCGUCGGCGAGUGCUCGCCUGCUCUCGGGGCUGUCGCUGGUGUUGCCGACGAGCAUCUUUGCGCUCAAGUUCCUUGAGUGGUGGCACGCGUCCGACUUUGCCAAGCAGUUGUCGCUCAAAGCAGCAGCCAGCCUGGACCUGCCGGCACCCAUGGCGACCGGUCUUGUAGCAGCCGACGGCCAGAGAAGGAGCAGCAGCAGCGGCGGUGGCAGUGCCAGCAGUAGCAGCAGCAACGGCGCCGGGGCGGCUGGGCGCAAGGGGAUUCUCAAGAAAGAGUCGCGGCUGGCGCCACAGGACUCGAGCGAGCACGAGACCGAAGCUGACGAUGAGGAAUACUUGGCACGCACGGCGCCGAUUGCGAAGCCGUCGCUGCUGCCCAUAUUCACGGUGGCGGUGCCGACGGACUCGAGGCUGUGUCCGAUCUGCGGCGACACAAUUACGACGCCGACGGCCUGCCAGACGGGCGUGGUGUACUGCUACAUCUGCAUCCACAAAUGGGUGUCCGGCCAGCACGACAAACAGGAGGCCUUUGUGGCCGAUAAGGCCGGCCGGUGGGAAAGCGGUGUUGGCCGGUGCGCAGUGACGGGACGGCGCAUUUUGGGAGGGACCGAAGGGCUACGGCGGCUGAUGGUAUGA
Molecule: messenger RNA, 1383 nt
Organism: Grosmannia clavigera kw1407
Lineage: Eukaryota; Fungi; Ascomycota; Sordariomycetes; Ophiostomatales; Ophiostomataceae
Product: peroxisome biosynthesis protein, pas10
Exons: 1
Coding region: 1-1383 (460 amino acids)
Biological process (GO): protein monoubiquitination; protein import into peroxisome matrix
Cellular component (GO): peroxisomal membrane; peroxisomal importomer complex
Molecular function (GO): protein binding; ubiquitin-protein transferase activity; zinc ion binding
Source: RefSeq, a predicted model, not a curated record